Messenger RNA from Triplophysa dalaica, 5879 nucleotides. RefSeq names its product syndecan binding protein (syntenin) (gene sdcbp). The record is from RefSeq and is a predicted model, not a curated record. Bases 218 to 1144 code for a protein of 308 amino acids. Gene Ontology annotation, cellular component: cytoplasm; plasma membrane. Lineage: Eukaryota; Metazoa; Chordata; Actinopteri; Cypriniformes; Nemacheilidae. The transcript has 11 exons. Gene Ontology annotation, molecular function: protein binding.
CUCGCGCAGUCGCAUCAGAUGAGACUCGCAGUUGAGAUCAGAUCCAGACUAAACUCAGUCAUUAUUAAAGAAACCUCUGAAAUCGAGAAAAUCAUCUGUCCGUCGCGGAAUUCAACGCGACAGAAGAGCGUUCACAGUCCUUUGAUGCUCUGUUGAUGCGUCAAGUUGUGUUUCUGUAGAAAAAUCGAUCUGUUGUGUGUGAAACAGGAUCAUAAACAUGUCACUGUAUCCCUCUCUAGAAGACAUGAAGGUGGAUAAGUUCAUCCAGUCUCACAACACACCCACCGCCAGCCCGUCGAAAGCCUUACCUGUUCCAGAAUCAUCCAGAACCUCGCAAGAGCUGAGCAUCAGUUACUAUGAGUCAAAGACUGAAGAGAUGGGCACGCCAGGCAGGUUGUACCCAGAGCUGAAUGAAUUUAUGGGUUUAAACCUCAGCGCAGAUGCUCUACAGACUUUGUCAUCUUCUGUCCCCGACCAGAGCAGCGGGACUGUCAGGGGCCGGCCGUCCGGGGCGAGCUGGGCGGCAACACCUAUAACAGGGAAUGACAUGGGAGUGAAGAGGGCUGAGAUUCGACAGGGUGUACGGGAGGUGGUGCUUUGCAAAGACAUGGAUGGGAAGAUUGGUCUCCGUCUCAAAGCCAUUGACAAUGGUGUGUUUGUGCAGCUGGUGCAGGCGAACACUGCCGCAGCACUGGGUGGAUUGCGGUUCGGCGAUCAGAUUCUGCAGAUCAACGGUGAAUCGUGCGCCGGCUGGAGCAGCGAUUACGCACACAAGGUCCUGAAGAACGCCAACGCAGAGCGCAUCACGCUGGCCGUGCGAGACAGACCACUGGAGAGAACCGUCACCCUUCACAAGGACAUGAGCGGACAACUGGGAUUCAUCUUUAAAAAAAGCCGAAUCACUUCAAUAGUGAAGGACAGCUCAUCGGCACGAAACGGACUCCUCACCGACCAUCAGAUCUGUGAGAUCAACGGUCAGAACAUCAUUGGACUGAAGGACCCCCAAAUCACCGACAUCCUUAAUUCCAGUGGGGGUGUCGUCACGGUUACGGUGAUGCCGGUGGUUAUCUUUGAACACAUGAUGAAAAGGAUGUCCAGCAGUAUUGUGAAGUCGCUAAUGGAUCACGCUGUCCCCGAGGUGUGAGGUGCUUCCGAUCGCAAUCGUACGGCAGAGGGAGCUAAGUUGCACCAGGGCUUGGUUUGGAGGCGUUUGAACCGUGGAUGUUUGCGUUUGUGUGUGAUUUUGUGCAUGUGUUUGAGAGCGACCAUCAACAGACAGACACGAGAAAACAUUUAGUUUUACUUUAAAAUGGUUCACCGAAAAAAUCUCAUCUUCAAUCUUCAUGUAGUUCCAAACUCCUAUCACUUUCUUUAUUCCAUGAAACACAAACUUUCCUGCUAUUAAUAUGACAGAAAAAUAAGUCAUAAACUAUAUUAAGUCUUCUAAAGUUACACGGUACAACAGCAUUAUUGUUGUUGUGUGGGACUGUUCUGUUAAAUGUGUAAAAGUAAAUACAUUUUAUGAUGCUUCAAACUUCCUUGUUGUUCACAUAUCUCAACAGCAUCGCUAAGGUUUGGAAAAACAUGAACAAUUUAAUGAUGAAUGUAUUUAAAUUUUUGGGUCUACUGUUACUUUAAAUAUUCUCCUUCAUCUUUAAAAACCGCAUGCAGAGCUGGGCAGUAAUGGAUUACAUGUAAUCUGGAUGACGUAAUCAGAUUCCAAAAUACUCGUAAUAAGAGUAAACUACAUUUGAAAAUACUUGUUAUCAGACUAUAGUUACUUUUUUAUGGAUUACAUGAUUUCAUUGUAUUCACAGAAUGACAGUAAGUAAGUUUUUAAUAAUUAACAUAUCUACUACUUAUAUAUGUUUGUGAGUCUGAGAGGGAAAGGGUUUGGAAUCAAACACAGAGAUCCAAAAUGGAGCGGCACUCAGCAUUUGACCGCUGAAUGUAUAAACACAAAGGGUGUGACAAGAAAUGAGAUGAGAAACAAGAUUGUGUUCACAAGAACAAGACAAGAUUUUUACAGUAUUUUUAAGGAAUCCUCAGUGAUGAAACAUAUGAAAAAUAGUAUUUUAUUCAACUGAAAAUCUUUAUCGGCUUCAGCUUUAAUGAAUGUCUAUUUUUAUGAAUUAUAACAUAAUUUAAAAGGGGCAGGGCAUCUUUAAUACAAAAAUAAAAAAAAUUCACCAUCAAAAAUAAUCUUCUCACUGGAUCUUGUCACACCCCUAACAGACACCAUUUCAUUUUUAAGGAAACUAUUCAUUGUUACUAUCAGUAAACACGAACAGCAAGUUAUAAGAGUGUUAGCUUUUUGUCUUUACCGUACUUUUAAAAGAUCUCAAGGCUCUUGUUAGUGAUAAAGAAUGGAAUAUGUAUUUUUUCUAUUUGUAUCUUUCACAAUAUUACAAAAUCAUCCUGCUUCAAUAAAUGUGACAUCAAAUAGGAAUAAAAUCAAAAGAAAUCUAAAUGUUAUCCAAAAAACAUAAAUAUGUAAUCUAAGAGAUUAUUACUGACUACAAAUUUCGUCAUACAAUUCAAAAUCAUUAACGGAUUACAAUUCAUAAGCAAUCUACCCAGCUCUACAUGUAACGCAUGAAGGUUAUUUGAAAUCCUCUCAGUUCUCAAAACAUCCCACAAAAAUAAAUAUUAAAAUAUAUAACAGCUUGCCAACACCAUUUUAAUGAUAAUAAUGCAGGUACAAAUACAGUUUGAAAGCCAUUUAAAUCUAUGCACCGCUGAAAAAGUUGUGUACAUGAAAAUGCAGGAGAGUUAAGAGAUCAGUUGUGUUUGUGUUUGUUUCUUUGUUUGUUUGUUUUGUACAUAUAAGCAAUGCAAUAGAUUGCCUUCCUCAGAAUGGGUUUGUAUUUACUGUAACUUGCUGGCUUACAAAUGAGCAGCACAAUGUUGUGAAACUGCUGUUAUAUGCUCAUCUGAUAUCAGGUGUUUCUUCUCUUAAAGAAAUAUUGUUUAUUAGACCUAUUUACAACUUCUUGUCUAUCUACAGCAUCCGUUCGUGCUGUGAUUUAGAGCUAACUUUGCUCUCAUUUUGUUGCCGAUAUAAAACAUUGUGAUUAUUGCGAUGAUUUUAAUGUUGUUUUUAUGUGGCGUGGGUGCAACCUGCACUCAGGUCAAUCCUGCAGGGAAAACCCAAAGAAAAGUGAUAAAAGUAUAUGGAAACACUUAGGAGACUGAUGUGGAAGUAAUAAAGAGACACAACUGACCACACUUGUUCUGUCUUUCUUUGGCCAAAAACACCACUUUGACUGUUUAUGAUCAUUAGAGAAAUGAUAAACGAUGCCUAUGACAUCCCACAAUCCUUUGCGUAGUUGUUUUGACAAAGAAGUCCAGUUUGAAAAACUAAAGAGAUGCUGUAAAACAUUAUGUAAAUGUGACACAUUUCACAUGCGUAGUUCCAUGCUUGUGCGUCUUAUAAUAAAAGUAGAAACCGUCAUUGAAAGACUAUGUCCCCGUUUGCAGACCACUGGAGAGAACCGUCACCCUUCACAAGGACAUGAGCGGACAACUGGGAUUCAUCUUUAAAAAAAGCCGAAUCACUUCAAUAGUGAAGGACAGCUCAUCGGCACGAAACGGACUCCUCACCGACCAUCAGAUCUGUGAGAUCAACGGUCAGAACAUCAUUGGACUGAAGGACCCCCAAAUCACCGACAUCCUUAAUUCCAGUGGGGGUGUCGUCACGGUUACGGUGAUGCCGGUGGUUAUCUUUGAACACAUGAUGAAAAGGAUGUCCAGCAGUAUUGUGAAGUCGCUAAUGGAUCACGCUGUCCCCGAGGUGUGAGGUGCUUCCGAUCGCAAUCGUACGGCAGAGGGAGCUAAGUUGCACCAGGGCUUGGUUUGGAGGCGUUUGAACCGUGGAUGUUUGCGUUUGUGUGUGAUUUUGUGCAUGUGUUUGAGAGCGACCAUCAACAGACAGACACGAGAAAACAUUUAGUUUUACUUUAAAAUGGUUCACCGAAAAAAUCUCAUCUUCAAUCUUCAUGUAGUUCCAAACUCCUAUCACUUUCUUUAUUCCAUGAAACACAAACUUUCCUGCUAUUAAUAUGACAGAAAAAUAAGUCAUAAACUAUAUUAAGUCUUCUAAAGUUACACGGUACAACAGCAUUAUUGUUGUUGUGUGGGACUGUUCUGUUAAAUGUGUAAAAGUAAAUACAUUUUAUGAUGCUUCAAACUUCCUUGUUGUUCACAUAUCUCAACAGCAUCGCUAAGGUUUGGAAAAACAUGAACAAUUUAAUGAUGAAUGUAUUUAAAUUUUUGGGUCUACUGUUACUUUAAAUAUUCUCCUUCAUCUUUAAAAACCGCAUGCAGAGCUGGGCAGUAAUGGAUUACAUGUAAUCUGGAUGACGUAAUCAGAUUCCAAAAUACUCGUAAUAAGAGUAAACUACAUUUGAAAAUACUUGUUAUCAGACUAUAGUUACUUUUUUAUGGAUUACAUGAUUUCAUUGUAUUCACAGAAUGACAGUAAGUAAGUUUUUAAUAAUUAACAUAUCUACUACUUAUAUAUGUUUGUGAGUCUGAGAGGGAAAGGGUUUGGAAUCAAACACAGAGAUCCAAAAUGGAGCGGCACUCAGCAUUUGACCGCUGAAUGUAUAAACACAAAGGGUGUGACAAGAAAUGAGAUGAGAAACAAGAUUGUGUUCACAAGAACAAGACAAGAUUUUUACAGUAUUUUUAAGGAAUCCUCAGUGAUGAAACAUAUGAAAAAUAGUAUUUUAUUCAACUGAAAAUCUUUAUCGGCUUCAGCUUUAAUGAAUGUCUAUUUUUAUGAAUUAUAACAUAAUUUAAAAGGGGCAGGGCAUCUUUAAUACAAAAAUAAAAAAAAUUCACCAUCAAAAAUAAUCUUCUCACUGGAUCUUGUCACACCCCUAACAGACACCAUUUCAUUUUUAAGGAAACUAUUCAUUGUUACUAUCAGUAAACACGAACAGCAAGUUAUAAGAGUGUUAGCUUUUUGUCUUUACCGUACUUUUAAAAGAUCUCAAGGCUCUUGUUAGUGAUAAAGAAUGGAAUAUGUAUUUUUUCUAUUUGUAUCUUUCACAAUAUUACAAAAUCAUCCUGCUUCAAUAAAUGUGACAUCAAAUAGGAAUAAAAUCAAAAGAAAUCUAAAUGUUAUCCAAAAAACAUAAAUAUGUAAUCUAAGAGAUUAUUACUGACUACAAAUUUCGUCAUACAAUUCAAAAUCAUUAACGGAUUACAAUUCAUAAGCAAUCUACCCAGCUCUACAUGUAACGCAUGAAGGUUAUUUGAAAUCCUCUCAGUUCUCAAAACAUCCCACAAAAAUAAAUAUUAAAAUAUAUAACAGCUUGCCAACACCAUUUUAAUGAUAAUAAUGCAGGUACAAAUACAGUUUGAAAGCCAUUUAAAUCUAUGCACCGCUGAAAAAGUUGUGUACAUGAAAAUGCAGGAGAGUUAAGAGAUCAGUUGUGUUUGUGUUUGUUUCUUUGUUUGUUUGUUUUGUACAUAUAAGCAAUGCAAUAGAUUGCCUUCCUCAGAAUGGGUUUGUAUUUACUGUAACUUGCUGGCUUACAAAUGAGCAGCACAAUGUUGUGAAACUGCUGUUAUAUGCUCAUCUGAUAUCAGGUGUUUCUUCUCUUAAAGAAAUAUUGUUUAUUAGACCUAUUUACAACUUCUUGUCUAUCUACAGCAUCCGUUCGUGCUGUGAUUUAGAGCUAACUUUGCUCUCAUUUUGUUGCCGAUAUAAAACAUUGUGAUUAUUGCGAUGAUUUUAAUGUUGUUUUUAUGUGGCGUGGGUGCAACCUGCACUCAGGUCAAUCCUGCAGGGAAAACCCAAAGAAAAGUGAUAAAAGUAUAUGGAAACACUUAGGAGACUGAUGUGGAAGUAAUAAAGAGACACAACUGAC